GAAACUCACCAAAAUAGAAAUGGCCACACAACACGAACGCUCCCUCCCACCAAGUCGCUAUGACCUCGACACCUACGUCGGCCGCGUCAGGCACAUGAUGGAGAUCACUGAUCCACGGACCCUGUUCACGAGUGCACAGCAGCUCGACCAGGCGAAGAAGUUGAUUGCGCAUUAUAAGGCUGGGAAGAUGUCCGGGGAGAUGACGGAGGAGUUGUGGCAGGCGAAGAGACUUGUUGAGUCAACGCUGCAUCCUGAUACCCAAGAACCCGUGUUUCUGCCCUUCCGCAUGUCCUCCUUCGUCCUCACAAACCUCGUCGUAACAGCCGGCAUGCUAACACCCAACCUCGGAACAACUGGCACCCUCUUCUGGCAAUGGGUCAACCAAUCCGUCAACGUCGCCAUCAACGCCUCCAACGCCAAUAAAUCAUCUCCACUCUCCUGGAGCGAGGUCGGAAAGUCAUAUGCGGUUGCGGUCUCGGCGAGUUGUGGUGUUGCGGUGGGGUUGAAUAGUAUCGUGCCAAAGUUGAGGGUUAGUCCGAGUGUGAGGGGUGUGCUUGGGCGGUUGGUGCCGUUUGCGGCUGUUGCGAGUGCGGGUGCGUUGAAUGUGUUUUUGAUGAGGGGGUCUGAGCUCAGGAAUGGUAUCGAUGUGUACGCACCCAACGACCCGACUACGUCUCUCGGCAAGUCGCAGUCUGCGGCACUCACGGCUGUCGGAGAGACAGCCAUCUCUCGCGUCUUGAAUGCAUCCCCGAUCAUGGUUAUCCCACCCCUCAUCCUCAUGCGUCUCCAACGCCCCGGAGGUUUCUUGGCACGGAAUCCCAGGAUCACUAUCCCCACGAACAUCGGGUUGAUUUUCGCUACGAGUUUGGUUGCGUUGCCUUUGGCUGUUGGCGUGUUCCCGCAGAGGCAGAAAGUGAGUGUGGGGAGUGUCGAAGAGAGGUUCAGGGGAUUGAAUGAUAAGGACGGAACCCCGAUCACGCAGUUGGAGUUUAACCGUGGUAUCUAAACGAUAGACCCCCGAGAGUAGAGGAGGAACAAUGCAUU
Saitoella complicata NRRL Y-17804 is the source of this 1044-nucleotide messenger RNA. Its product is annotated as Tricarboxylate/iron carrier. The coding region runs from base 20 to 1006 and encodes 328 amino acids. Gene Ontology annotation, cellular component: mitochondrial inner membrane. The transcript has 2 exons. The record is from RefSeq and is a predicted model, not a curated record. Gene Ontology annotation, biological process: monoatomic ion transport; mitochondrial transmembrane transport. NCBI's taxonomy places the organism in Eukaryota, Fungi, Ascomycota, Saitoellomycetes, Saitoellales, Saitoellaceae. Gene Ontology annotation, molecular function: monoatomic ion transmembrane transporter activity.